This is a messenger RNA of Lodderomyces elongisporus, 663 nucleotides long. RefSeq lists its product as uncharacterized. The record is from RefSeq and is a predicted model, not a curated record. The coding region runs from base 1 to 663 and encodes 220 amino acids. Lineage: Eukaryota; Fungi; Ascomycota; Pichiomycetes; Serinales; Debaryomycetaceae. The transcript has a single exon.
AUGACGACGGCGAUUGAGUUAUUAUACGAAUUUGAUAAAUAUGUCACUACUCGUCUCGAGUCAAACUCAUUUACUUCGAAUCUUCUCAUCACACCCACCUCAAAGUUUAUCACAGAACUACUUGUUAUCGUCUUCGUACUACUACUAACUUACGAAGUAAUAUAUUGGAGUGGCAUCUACUUGGGUCUAUGGGAAUACCAUGCAAAGGAUAUCUUCACUGAAGUGCCUAUCCAUUGUGCUCAUAUCAACGUGCGAAUAAACGUUGUACGGGAGAACAAAAAGUUUGCAUUACUCGAGUACUACGCAUUAAAAGAAAAGUAUUGUCAUAAUCUCAUAUAUUGGAAAAGAUUGAAUGAACUAAGCAACGAAGUGUUUGAAUUGAACAAAUUCAUCAAGUACUACUUUGAAUUUAGUCCUGAAGAUUUUGAAAUGAACAAGGAACCAGAAUUUGGAUCCACCAUUGGCCACCUCCGCUCAAAAGUGUUGGGCAUUGUCAAUAGUUCAGACAUAUUCUCGGACUUCAAUAGAAGCAAGUUGGAAGCUAACGACGUCAAGAUAUACAACAACCGAAAUGAAGAGGUACCAUUGACCAAGAAUGAAGAAUAUUUAAGCAAAUGCCACAUUGAAACAGGGAAUGUGAUUGAUGCAGUAAUUGUUAUCUAG